Molecule: messenger RNA, 396 nt
Organism: Vavraia culicis subsp. floridensis
Lineage: Eukaryota; Fungi; Microsporidia; Pleistophoridae
Exons: 1
Coding region: 1-396 (131 amino acids)
Source: RefSeq, a predicted model, not a curated record
AUGCUGACCGUGAAGGAAGAGAAAAGAAGAAAAAGGUUGAAAAACUUGGAGAAACAGCGAUUGAUACGCCGCCACACGCUCUUAGACAUUCCGUUUCCACCAAAGAGCAAAGUAUUAAACCGAAAAAAGAACUUUUUGAUGAUUGUAAGGAAUCCCAAGUUUAAGAAAUGUAGAUUUGGUAGAAAAUACAGGAACUACGUUUUUAUGGAGGGUGAUAAGCGGGCAUUGAAGGACAUGAAGAGGAAUUACGGCACAAACCUGGUUCAUUACGAGGAACGGGCGAAAAUGUUCGGUGAAUACGAAGUAAUUGAAGAGCUAGCGGAUGAUUUGGAAGGAUACAGGCGGUACAUCGACACUGAUACGUUCCGUUACGGUGAGCACAAUCAAGCAAGGUAG